GUUUAUCACUUUUAUAAAUGCCCACCUCUUAGCCCCAACUUGCUUCCAUUUUCUGCAUCUCUCCUACUCAGAUUCGUAGGAACAAAGAAGAGAGAAACCCCAGAGCAAAAGAUCCUUACUUUCUCUCCUUAAUAACUACUAUCUCUACAACCCCUACUUUGGUUUAUUUCCUCCCAAGCUAGCUAGGCAGCAGCUAUGGCAUACCAAAAUGAACCCCAAGAGAGCUCUCCCCUGAGGAAGCUGGGGAGGGGAAAGGUGGAGAUCAAGCGGAUCGAGAACACCACCAAUCGCCAAGUCACUUUCUGCAAAAGGCGGAAUGGUUUGCUCAAGAAAGCCUAUGAAUUAUCUGUUCUUUGCGAUGCUGAGGUUGCACUCAUCGUCUUCUCCAGCCGUGGACGCCUUUAUGAGUACUCUAACAAUAGUGUCAAAUCUACAAUUGAAAGGUACAAAAAGGCAUGUGCAGAUUCUUCCAACAACGGGUCAGUUUCUGAAGCCAAUGCUCAGUUCUAUCAGCAAGAAGCUGCCAAGCUGCGCUCGCAAAUUGGUAAUUUGCAGAAUUCAAACAGGAAUAUGCUGGGUGAAUCACUUAGUGCAUUGAGUGUGAAGGAACUUAAGAGCUUGGAGAUAAAACUUGAGAAAGGAAUUGGUAGAAUUCGUUCGAAAAAGAAUGAGCUGUUGUUUGCUGAAAUUGAGUAUAUGCAGAAGAGGGAGAUUGACUUGCACAACAAUAACCAGCUUCUCCGAGCAAAGAUUGCAGAGAAUGAAAGAAAGCGACAGCACAUGAAUUUGAUGCCGGGAGGUGUCAACUUCGAGAUCAUGCAGUCUCAACCAUUUGACUCUCGGAACUAUUCUCAAGUUAAUGGAUUGCCGCCUGCCAAUCAUUACCCUCAUGAAGACCAGCUCUUCAGUUAGUUUAAAAAGCACCAAGUGCAGCAACUCCUCGCAUUUCCAUAUUCCAUGGAGAGUACCUACUAUUUCACUGAGCGCAAAAGCUGCAAGUACGCUAAAACAAAAAUCUGAAGUAGCGUAACUCAAAUUUGUGCCGGUGGAGAGCCUAGUACUCUUCCUCCAUGUAUUGCUUUUCCAGUCCCAGUUAAGACAUAACAAAUGUCAGAUAAGGAUUUCUUUUCUGCAUGUUUCAUGAAGGCACUAAGAUGCUGUGACAGUACUUGUGACUAACUUAUUAUAUAUUUUGUCUUAUAUUUCUUAUCUUUCAUCUUGUAAUAUUUCUUCGCGUAUCUAGUAUUGCUUUUCAUUCAAACCCUUCCGUGACCCAGAAUCAGGACUACUGCCUUAGCAUGCUGUUCAUCAGCGGUACAUGUAAUAGAGGCCUCUAUAUUUUGCUGCCAGCUUAAUAUACAGUUUACAUCUUUCAUGUGUGA
Messenger RNA from Populus trichocarpa (black cottonwood), 1382 nucleotides. RefSeq names its product floral homeotic protein AGAMOUS. Gene Ontology annotation, biological process: positive regulation of transcription by RNA polymerase II. Gene Ontology annotation, cellular component: nucleus. NCBI's taxonomy places the organism in Eukaryota, Viridiplantae, Streptophyta, Magnoliopsida, Malpighiales, Salicaceae. The record is from RefSeq and is a predicted model, not a curated record. The transcript is spliced from 9 exons. The coding region runs from base 196 to 912 and encodes 238 amino acids. Gene Ontology annotation, molecular function: protein dimerization activity; DNA-binding transcription factor activity, RNA polymerase II-specific; RNA polymerase II cis-regulatory region sequence-specific DNA binding.